GAGACCUUUUGGAUAGAAUGUGACCAGAAAAUUACAGUCUGGUCCAGUCCGAACCAAAGUGAUACUGCUCCAGUCUUCAGUUGGGAACUUUCUUCAAGUUUGGCUUCGGUUUGGUCUGGACUGGUCCAGUUUCAGUCCGAUCCAAUCCAGUUCCACACUGUUGCUUGCAUCCUGUCACACUCUCAUGUUCCAAAAUUUGGCCAGUGGGACAAGGAUGAUAUACCUUAUACAGCCUUCUUCGAGAAUGCACGUAGGGAAAAGUCUGGAAUGAAGAUGAACCCAAAUGAUCCUGAGGAGAACCCGGAGGCAUUUAUGCUUGCAAUGGGAGGCCGUGAAAGCAAUAGUAAUUUCCGUCAAGCUCAGUCCCCUCUCCAUGUUAACUCUAACAUGUCAGUUUCAGCAGGAAAACACCAUGCUGAAAGAAAAUCAAGGCACAGCCCUUCUACAGAAAAUGCUUCUCGUAACCAAGAUGCCUGGAGCCAUAGGAGGAUAAGAUCAGAAUCUCUUGUCAAUAGAAGCAAUUUCGAUUAUUCACAGCAGAAACCAGGUAUGAGACAGGCAAAAUCUGAAUACAAUAAGGAUGUCAAUAAUGGAAGGUAUGCUUUUUCUGGGACAGGACACCCAAGGCACAAAAGUACUGGAAGUUCUAUUCCAGAUGACAAUAAGCAUAACAUAUCGCAAUCAGUUCCAAAGUUCGGGGAUUGGGACGAAAGAGACCCUAAAUCUGGUGAAAGAUUCACUGCUAUUUUCAACAAAGUGAAAGAAGAGAGGCAAGUUGGAUCUUCUAACUUAGCUCCUGUUGCCCAACGACCGAGCAAUUAUCCUGAUAGUCAGGCUGCCAAGCAUGAAGGUGUAAAGGUCUGUUGCUGUCUCUUUUCGAGAAAGUGAUCAACACCCGAUAACACCCCGACCCCGAGGACCUUAGAUUGUUUUCUUUAUAUAUAUUGUCUAAGAACCUACACUGUACACUUCUACUCUCUGAAGUUGUAGUUAUGGUUUGUAUUGGUUUCCUUUCCUUGUUUAAAGGCAAGAAUAACUUUAAACAGAGGCAUCUGAGGUUGAUAGCGAUUUUUUCUUCAAUGGUGGAUUUUAUAUUAUGAAAGAGUA
Messenger RNA from Carica papaya (papaya), 1107 nucleotides. The record is from RefSeq and is a predicted model, not a curated record. Lineage: Eukaryota; Viridiplantae; Streptophyta; Magnoliopsida; Brassicales; Caricaceae.